UGCAAAUAUAUAUCUGAAGUCUUAUUCUUUUCUCAUCAUGUCGUAUAAAGCAUCAGGCACCAUAUCCUUAGAUAUCCACAGAAACGAAUACAAUAGAUUCGGUGGACCUGUCACAUUUACCAAUCGCUACUUGAAAGUUAAACCCCGUGAAAUUGUGUUACGAGCUGCAGCAUCUCUUGCUCCACCCUGUACUAAAUUUUUUAAAAGAACAGAGCUUGAUUUAAUUGGUCCUUUGAUAGCCCUUGUUAUCCUAAUAAUGAUAAUUCAUUAUGGAUACAUUUUCAAGGAUCCAACUGCCACCGAUAGCUUCAUCGCUCCUAUAAGUACAGUUUUCAGUUAUGCUGUGUUUGUACCUAUUGUUGGAUUUAUAAUUUGCAAAUUUGCUAGAGCAGCGGUAACUUUUUGGGACAUUGCAACUUUAUUGGGAUACGGAUUAUAUUCACAUAUAAUUAUACUCUGCAUGAAUCUUGUAAUUUAUCAGGAAGAGAGUAAUACUUUCUUCUUUAUUUGUCUUUUUAUUUUUGGUGGAUCCAGUGCACUUAGAAUGUCAAUUAUUCUAUUAAGCACUAUUCCUAAACCUGCUGCGAGAUUACUCGUAUGUUCUACACUCUUUAUUAUUCAUCUUCUUUAUGCGAUUUUCUUGUACUUUACUUAUAUGCAUCCCACAUUUGUUUAUGGGAUUGGAAAUUCUAAGAAAGUUUCAAAUGUAAUUCAUAAUAAUUUGUGACACUGUUUCUAUAAUCAUUUUUAUUUAGGCUUUGUUCUUUACCUUCUAGAAAAAUUUAACAAUUUAUAGAUAAUAAUAAAAUUCAGAUAUACGCUUUA
This is a messenger RNA of Cephus cinctus (wheat stem sawfly), 825 nucleotides long. Its product is annotated as protein YIPF3-like. Lineage: Eukaryota; Metazoa; Arthropoda; Insecta; Hymenoptera; Cephidae. The record is from RefSeq and is a predicted model, not a curated record. The coding region runs from base 38 to 727 and encodes 229 amino acids. The transcript has a single exon.